Opisthorchis viverrini is the source of this 2147-nucleotide messenger RNA. RefSeq lists its product as hypothetical. The coding region runs from base 244 to 1836 and encodes 530 amino acids. The transcript is spliced from 3 exons. Gene Ontology annotation, molecular function: G protein-coupled acetylcholine receptor activity. Gene Ontology annotation, biological process: adenylate cyclase-activating adrenergic receptor signaling pathway. NCBI's taxonomy places the organism in Eukaryota, Metazoa, Platyhelminthes, Trematoda, Opisthorchiida, Opisthorchiidae. The record is from RefSeq and is a predicted model, not a curated record. Gene Ontology annotation, cellular component: plasma membrane.
GUUGGCAGACGUUUGCUCGUCCUAUGUGUGACAGCAGAAAAAACACUAGUCUAGAACAAGAAAUUUUCUCUGGCAAAAUGUCAUUUUGAGGUGUAUGAUUUGCAGGACCAGCCCAGUGUACAGCUUGUGGAAAUUCAGCAAUGCAAGGCUUCGUACAUUAUUGAGCUGUUGGAUGUUGGUUGUGCUUAUGGAACUUGGCCUUACGUUUUGAAUCCACUGAAGGUGACAGAUGAAACCGUUGCAAUGAUUUCUGCUGCCAUCAUUAUUUUGUCGCAGUUCAUUUUAUCAUUAAGGGCUGAUAAACUGAUAACAGUCAUCUCGGAUGGCGAACCGGAUCAAUUCAUUCGCAGUCACCCAAUCGACCGCAUGCAACGGCUAUAUGGGAACGAAAACGAUCAAAACUUCGGACACGGCAACAUUACACAUGACAUGACCGCAUAUUCUCCGGCUAUCUCUGCUAUACUGUCAAUUAUUUUACCAUUAAUUGCGGUUGCAACGAUAGGAGGAAAUUUUCUUGUGAUUUUGGCAGUCACCUUGGUGAAAAAGUUGCAAACCCCAAGCAACAUUCUUAUUGUUAGCUUGGCGUUUAGCGAUUUCUUUGUCGGUUUACUGGUAUUACCCUUCGCCAUUCUUGAUCUCUUGAAAGGAUACUGGCCAUUUAAUGAACCGCUCUGUGAUAUGUACAUCUCAUUUGAUGUACUUUUGUGUACCGCGUCCAUUUUGAACCUGUGUGCAAUCUCUAUUGACCGAUACUUAGUGAUAACCAGACCACUGACCUAUGUGAGUAAAAGGACUCCGUGUCGGAUGGCACAGAUGAUUGCUGCCACAUGGAUUAUUUCAGCUCUCAUCUGCAUCCCACCAAAUAUUGGAUGGAAGUCCCCUUUCCAAGAAGGCAGAUGUGAAUACAGUGAGGACGUCGGCUAUCAGAUAUAUGCCACGUUUUGUGCAUUUUACCUUCCACUACUAGUCAUGCUUGUCUUGUAUGGGAAAAUUUUCAAACUAGCCAGAGAAAUGUCUCGUAACGAGCAACGGCAGAUGAUGCCUUACACGCAAAAUAAUCUACAGCACCAAACAUCGCAGACAGCGGUUGACCCGAAUGAUUUGAAUUCACGGACCUGUUUGCCUAGGCAAGUCGAAUCUUCUUCAGAAAAAUGCGAUAACGAUGCAUUUGUGAAUAGUGUUACUAGUGGAAGUAAUCCGGGACCGGUUGAUACAACAGGCCUACGUCCACUGACAAAUGGCAAGUCAGAGGAGGAUAGAAUUCGACGUCAAACGGCAAACACAGUGACCUUUUCUGAGGAUGAAUCUCAUACAAGAGCGUCAUUCUGGAAAUCACCUUCCAACCCGGAUUUGGUUCGGAGAAGAUCCAAGAACAGCUCGGAAACCAAGGUUAUUAAGACACUAGGAAUUAUAAUGGGAUGCUUUUGUCUCUGUUGGCUGCCAUUUUUCAUGGUUCAGCUCUUACUUGCUCUUCUGAAAGCAGGUAAAAUGAAAACAGAUGGGCUUGUCCCAAAAGCCUGCUUCCAAUUUCUUCAAUGGCUGGGUUAUAUCAACAGUUCUCUGAACCCACUGAUCUACGCGAAAUUUAACCAAGAAUUCCGUUUGCCGUUCAAAUUAAUUUUGCUGUGUCACUGUCGAAACAUCAAUGCCCGGUUGCGCUCAGCUGCAUUUAGUGCUCAAUAUGGUCUCUCGUCGUCUGGAAGUCGUCGAUCAAAUUCCGUCCACCUUUCUGUAUCUACACGCGGAGAUCGCAGUUCUCGAAUUGAUUCGGGUAGACGCCGACCUCCUUCCCAGUCGCACGUAGUAAAUUCUGGUGUUUCGGCCUUCGAUCAUUGAGCACAAAAUCCGAAAUUAAAUCGCAAAGUACUGAAAUCUUUGUCAAGAUGCUAUUAGAUUGACGUUCUACUUUAUCUGUGUACAGAGCUGUCCAACAAACAAGCCAUUUUCUCUAUUAAAAAAGAGUUUAGUUCACAUGUUUGAUUUUGUCAUCAUACUUUGUUAGCAAAAGAAAAGAUUCAGAAGUUUGUCAUGACAUAUCCACUUAAACGGUUGCAAAAACCAUGUGGGUUCUGUGUUAAAUGAUAAUCAGGAACCCAAGCUUUGCCCUGAUUUAUGUUUAUUAAAACAGAAAUUAUGGUAAAAUAGAA